Andrographis paniculata is the source of this 575-nucleotide messenger RNA. RefSeq names its product transcription factor RADIALIS. The transcript has 2 exons. The record is from RefSeq and is a predicted model, not a curated record. Gene Ontology annotation, molecular function: DNA-binding transcription factor activity. The coding region runs from base 79 to 339 and encodes 86 amino acids. NCBI's taxonomy places the organism in Eukaryota, Viridiplantae, Streptophyta, Magnoliopsida, Lamiales, Acanthaceae.
UCACCUAAUCUUCACUACACUCAAUUGGCAUUUCAUUCUGUUGAAUAUUUUAGUGCCAAUUGAGUUGAGUGUAAGAAAAUGGCUUCUAGCUCCAUGACCCAUGCUUCAACAAGGUCUUGGUCAGCCAAGGAGAACAAAGCCUUUGAGAAGGCGCUGGCAGUGUUCGAUAAGGACACGCCAGACCGUUGGAUGAAAGUGGCCAGAGCCAUCGGGGGGCGAACCCCGGAGGAGGUCAAGAGACACUAUGAGAUCCUCGUGGAGGAUAUCAUGUGUAUCGAGAGUGGCAGGGUACCAUUUCCUAACUACAUUACCACCGGAGCUAACGGUGGCGUGAAUUAAGGGUGAUAGAUCCCAACUUAUGAAGAAAUAAAGAGAUGGUUUUCGAUCAUCGACUUGAAGUAUUAUUAUUAGUAUCUAGAUUCUAGCAUAUAUAGAGCCUUUUCUUCCUGAUGAGUGGACUGAAGUGGUCCAUCUACAAAACUUCUUAUAUUUCAUGCCAUAAAUUAUUGGGGACCAGUUUAAUUCCUUUCAAUAUAUGUAUACCUAUUUAUGAAAUGAAAGCUAGCUUUCAGAUC